CCCCUUCCUCUUCUUUUUUCCCUAUCUUUUCUCCUUUCUUCCUUCCUUUAUUCCUUCACUAAAGUACACAUUGUUGUGUCACUUUAUCUAUGCACAUACAAACUAAAAAUCAAAAGUUUCUGGAAACCUGAAAGGAAUUAGUUCCAAAUUCUUACGUAGGAGCUCUGAGUGGCUACAUUUUACUGUAAACAUUUUUCAUGUCUAAAAGUACAACUUUUCUGUUUUCACAAUGUGGAUGAAUGUGUGAGAAUAUGAAUGAUGCAUAGAUAUGUGGAUGUAUUUCUGGGAAGUCAGUAUUCUGAAAUGUUAGUUCUAGCUAUGUGAAAUGUUGAAAACCUGAAAAAGAUAACUUAGAUAAUGGUUAUGUAAAAGAUAACCAUCCAAAGAAAGUAGUAUAAUUAAUAACCUUCUCACAAACAUACUUAAGGUAUUUACGGAAUUACCACAACUUUUAGCAAAUAGUGCCAUCUUACACGACUGCUCCCAAAUGAAAACUACAUACUAUGUUUAAACUGGAAAUUACAUUAAGCUGCGUUAUUUGUUUCACUUUAGUUUUGUGAUUUGUUUUUGUCAGGCCUUCACCUUUUGUAAGAUGAAUUAUGAAGAUACUAUAAUUUACUUCUGCUGCUUGCUUGUUUCCAUUAUUCAAAAUGCACACUGUUGUAAUAGAUUUCCAAAAGUCUUUAAACUUUGUUUUUGUACCUGAAUAACUAAUGGUUGGCUUGUAACUCAUGCCAUCUUUCUCUGGAAGCUCUUAACAAAUUUUGAUCUAUAAACACAUGUUAACUGCAAGAUUGCUCAUUAGUGCAGGCUUAUUAGAACUGUUUUAAUUUGAGCAGGUGCAUCUUAAAAUGUUCAUUUACAUUUCUGGGAGAAUUCGCCGGCCACAGCUACGAACCUGUUGGUGAGCCUCCAGCCUGUCCUGUGGGGUGAAUUGCAGAUGGUGGAGUCUGGCUGUAUUCGCUUCUUUCCAGUGCCAUCUACUGGCCAAAUUGAAUUUGUGUCAUUUACUUUUGUCCUCGCAUCUUAAAAGAGGUCGUACCACUUCCAGGCAGGGCUGUGAAAUUUACGGUGUCCGGUCAGAACUUGCCCCUUUGACAUCAGUCAUAUAAUGUAUAACCUCGAGUGAUUUGUGAACAGCUUGGCACCAUCUAAAUGUCAUUGCGAACAACUUCCCUUUGCUUCCCUGUAGUUUCUCUGUGUACCCUUAUGGCUUUACCCAGAAGAGGUAUGGCAAAUGUGUAGUAUGAUAGUUAUGACAUGCUUUACACUAAAUACUUUUAUUUCAAGCUUUUAGAGAUAGGACAAGUAAGGUUUAACACUGAAAAAAAAAAAAAAGCCCUGAAGCUGCACAGAAUGCAAACGGAUUUUUUAAAGUGCUUUUAUUUUGCACAGUUAGCACAAAUAGUUGUUGAAUUCUCAGUAAAUCUAUUAUGUCAUAAUUACUGAUGCAUUUUUUCUGUUAAGUCAUUGCAGCAUGUUGAAUGUAGUCCAAGUUAGUCUUGAAUUUAAAUCUUUUUUUUUUGCAUUGAUAUCAGUGUCACUGUAUGUGAUAUCUAUUGAGUGUUUCUGUUAGUAUUCUUAGGAAAGAGAGAUCCUCUCCAGAAUCAGUUCACUUGUAUAAACAAGAUUAUUCUGAGGUUUUAAUGCUGAUGAGAAAUGCCUGGUCUAAACUGUGAUGUGUUAAAGCACUUGACAGCUAAUGAAAGUGAAAAUUCUGUGGUCUUAGUGUCCUGACAUGCACAACAAAAAUUCAAAUUAGCUUGCAUUAAAGUGAGCAGAUGCCCCUUUGUUUGAAUAGCAAUUUAGAAGGAAAAAAAUUGCGAUAAAUUCAGUCGAAGAUUAAAAAAUCUAUGUUAGAGAUGGAUAAAUAUUCGCAUUAAUCUGACAAAAUAGUAAGUUCUCUACAAUUCAGAAAAUUGAUAUGGGUGUUUCCUGUGGCUUUCUCACACCUUGUCUUUCCCCAGCAGGACAGAACAUCAGAGGUAUCAGAACAGGUGAAUAAAAAAGAUGCUAAUGUUUGACCCAGUCCCUAUCAAGCAAGAAGCCAUGGAGCCUGUUUCAGUGUCAUACCCAUCCAAUUACAUGGACCAAAUGAAGCCAAACAAAUACGGCGUCAUUUAUUCUACACCAAGUAUGUUGCACAAUAAAUUCUACUCAAACCCUGAAGGACUAUCAAAUGGAAUCCAGAUGGAGCCAGUAGACCUCACAGUAAAUAAACGGAGUUCACCACCUUCAACUGGAAGUUCUCCUUCCCCACUAAAAUUUCAGACUGUGCAUAGGAGAAGUUCACCUGGAUUGACUCUGUCCUCACCCAGCUCGCCUCUCAGUAAAUUCACACCGUCACCCCCAGGAGUACCGCCUCUUUCUAUGCCAAUAACAAUCCCACCUGUAAUGGCCGCUGCUCUUUCACGCCAUGGACUGAGAAGCCCUGGGAUACUCCCAGUUAUACAGCCUGUUGUGGUCCAGCCAGUUCCUUUCAUGUAUGCUCCCCAUCUCCAGCAGCCCAUCAUGGUGUCCACAGUUCUUGCAGAUGAGAUGGAAACUCCAAGUAGCAUGCAAGUGCCUGUCAUUGAGUCUUAUGAGAAGCCCACAGUGAAGAAAACAAUCAAAGUAGAGCCAGGAAGUGAACCAUCGAAGACUGACUUCUAUCCUGAACAAAUGUCCCCUCCAAUAAUCACCUCAUUGUCUCCUCAGCAAGUAAUGUUGCAAGAGAAUCACCCUUCAGUUAUAGUUCAGCCAGGAAAGAGACCUUUACCUGUGGAAUCUCCAGACACACAAAGAAAACGCAGAAUACAUCGAUGUGAUUAUGAAGGCUGCAACAAAGUCUACACUAAAAGCUCCCACCUGAAAGCUCACCGAAGAACUCAUACAGGAGAAAAACCAUACAAAUGCACUUGGGAGGGAUGCACGUGGAAGUUUGCUCGCUCCGAUGAACUAACGCGGCAUUUCCGCAAGCACACAGGAAUCAAACCCUUCCAGUGCCCAGACUGUGACCGUAGCUUUUCACGUUCAGACCAUCUUGCUCUUCACAGGAAACGCCACAUGCUAGUCUGAAUUCUUCUGUCCCUGACUCCUGUCACACUUCUUUUGUUUUUUACACAUGCCUUUUAAUUUGGAUUCAGCUGGUCUGGAUCUCUGAGUUUAUACCAUUAAAAGCUUACAUAUGGUCAGUAACAGAUGUUAUCUAACCCUUCUAUGUCCUUGCCACGGGUCAGACCUAAAGAAUGUGAACACUUCUUUUUUUUCUCCUGGGGAUGCUAAGCAAACCCUUUCUGCAUUCAGUAUGUUUAUUGUAUUUCAUUUGUCAAUAAGGGAAUUUGUAAACUAACAGCUUUUGUUGGUUUCUUCGUAUAAUCAACCCAGCAUAUACUGAUAAAAUAGUAAAUGUUAUUGAAUAUCCAAAAUGCUAGUCCUUGCCAGAGACUUAUUAUUUAUGUGCCCUGUAAGGGAUACACUCUCAUUUUAUGCUCAACAAUGCAAUGAAUGGACUCUCCCAGCUCUGUUGAUUUCUGCAGUGUGGUUAAUACAGCAGUUUUAGAAAUACACCUGAUUUAGAAAUCCUCUCUGCUCAAACAGUGAGUAAUGCUGAGGAAAUAAAUCUAAACAGUGUAAUUACUUUACAGAAAGAUUGAGUCAUAGUAUCAUUUACCCCAGUCAAGAAGAAAAAUGGGCAGGAAUUGGUCCGUACAUAAUACUGUGCAUCUAAACCAAUGUCAUCUGUCAUCUGAAUUACAGUGUAGUAUAUAUCCUUGUUUUUAUUGCAUAAUGCCCCACUGGAUUUGUGAAAGGAAGACUUUGUGUGACUCUGUAUGUCUGGUUUCAGUGCAAGUGUAUGGAUGGAAGACACACAGCUGAGUCAGGGUUUACCAUCAGGAGCAAGUUUUUCACCCAGACGGUGGCUGGGCACUGGAACAGGCUUCCCAGGGAUGUGGUCACAGCACCAAGCCUGCCUGAGUUAAGCAUCUGGACAAUUCUCUCAGGAAUAUGGUGUGACUUUUGGGGUGUCCUGUGCAGGACCAGGAGUUGGACUCUAUGAUCCCAAUGGCUCCCUUCCAAUUCAGUUUAUUCUGUGAUCCUAUGGUACUCUCCUGUGAUUUGGCAUUAAAUGAUAUUCAUGGAAACCUACUGCACCUCAUUUCAGGGGUAUAGACUAUCCCCCUGCAAUCAUGCCCCUGCAUUUCUUCUAAAUAUUUUUUUUUCUCUUUGCUGUACUUCAGAAAAUAGCAGAAAAUAGCAAUCAUUAAGUCAAAAAUGCUCCGAACUGGAUUGUUGUGAGUACUACUUUAAUACACUACAGUAUUUAAAAGUAUUGAUCCAGAGUAUUUUUAUGAGAAGAUGGCAGCAGAUAUGAAGUACUUCUGAUGAUAAAUUGAGUCGUAUCUGUUUCGGAUAAAAACAUACACCAAAUCAUCUAGUUCCUAACUGAUUUGUGACUCUGGUAGUCUCUCGAUGGUAGGUACAGCUGCUUCCCUGUGGAUGUGUCUAUUGCAUUAAAACCAUGUCUGUUAGCAAACAGAACUCCAUAGGUAAAAUAAAUUGAAUUCAAGCAACCUGCUGUUGACCCUAGAAAUGUUCCUGUUUGGGAGCCCUCUGAAAGGAAGGUUUCUGUCUGUAUUAGCUGGCAGACUUUAUGGCCCUGGAAGGAAACAGGAUGUAUUUCUCUACACUCACAAGUGCGUUUUCCUUCUUUGCCCUAUGUAAGGUAAACACCAUUCCCUGCAAGUUAAACAUACUGAAGUCAGCUUUUCCUUUCUUUUGGAAAAACCCAGUGAACAAUGGAGGUGUGAGGGGAGGAAGAGUUUCAUAGAACUCUGCAGGAGGCAGGUGGAGUGUUCAUCAGCAGGUGGGUAUAUUUGAGCCUGUGGAGCAGGUAGGCUGUGCUUCUAUAUCCAGUGGAGUCCAAUGCCAAACAAUCUUGGAGAUGCAAGAGUGUGAGUGCAAAGAGCCUUUUUUUUGUGAUAGGACUUUACCAGCUGUUCUGCUGACAUCCAUAUGCCCAUGGAAUUAGAGGAGAGGUCUGUACUUCCUGUAGAAAAAUGCUCUGACAGCAAUUGCUCUGUUUCAACUCCAUACAUCCUCACCACCUCGGUAGGGCUACAUCUGAUGUCUUGUAACUCUCCCUCAUCUGCUCACCUGUGGCACUGACACACCUGGCACAUGAAUCAGUCUUUUUUCUUUCUUGGUAGGCCAGAUUGUUAGUGACAUUGAGGAACUUAUAGGAAAGAGACUGAUACUAAUGAGCAACUGUUCCAGAAUGGAGAUUUUUGUUGGAUAUUUUUAUUGUCCAUGGUAGCAGAAUUGGCUCUAGGUUUUAAUGGCAAUUUUGGAAAUCCAGGCAUAUCACUGGCUGAGAGGCUGUGUGGAGGGAACCCUGUGGCAUCAGUCACAAGUCUACAGACGUUUACUACUCUGGGAGGAAAACAAUUCUCUGUUCCAUUGUAGAGGGGAAAAACCAGAUAGUAUAAAAAUAAGCACCUUAAUAGCAACUGGUCCCACUUUUACCUUAAAAAAAUGCAAGUUUUUAAAAUUCAGGAUGUUUAAGGAGCAUUUCUUUCUAAUGCUCUGUUUCUCUUUUGAGGCUUACAUAAAAUGUUUUCAUUAACACGUUCUUUUUAAUUUUUUUUUUUAAAUCUACCCUAAAAGCAGAACUUUUAGAACUAAGAAUUACUUCAGAUAUUUAAUCUAGGUUAUUUGCCAUGUUAAUUCAUUAGCUUGUGUACCUUUUUCCUGAAAAUAUUUAUGCUAAUGGUGGGGACAAAUACAGUGGAGAUCGAGGAGAACUUUAAAAUUUCUUCAUCCAAGUGUCUUGUGAAUUAGGACAACAAAAAUUUAAAUAUUAAAUAUAAGUAUUUGAGAUUAUUUCAUGUAAUGCCUUCCUUACAGGAUUUUUCACUUGUGUCUGUGGUGUCUUUGUGCGAUGUCUAAAAGGUCACAAACAAAUACACUUUCAGCUGAAUGUGAAUUUGCAUCUUAACCGGCUCAUUGGUUCAUUUUAGCAAUUUUAUUUGAGGGAUACCUUGUAAUUUUGAAAUAUGCACGAUUAAAUACUUUCCAAAGCCAGUCAUUCCAUCUAUGUCCUAAAGAAAAGCCAGUCUAGAUAGAAAAUCCUAAUCGUGGAGAAUGAGUAUAUUUAAAAACCCUCACCUUUCUCCCUAACAGUAUUGCACUGUGCAGUGUAUAACAGGUAAUACUGUUUUACUAAAAUGUGCUCGUUCAAGCCAUUUGAUUAUAAUAAAUUACUAGUUUCUAAUACAGUUGCAAGAAACUAAGCAGGUAUUAAUGUGUGGAGUUUCUUUAAAUACACACGCAGCAUUCUGCAGUGAUACUUCUAAUGCCACAUCUUGUUCAAGUAUCUUGUUGUCUCUGCCAAGGUUAGCAAUAUAUAGUUGAAUACAAAUCCUUUCUAAAAAAAUUUACAAAGCAUUUUACAUUUCUUAAGAGGGCUACACCAGUUUUCAUUAUAUUUUACAGAUAUUAGCACUUCAUGUACUUUAGAGGGCCAAAAUAAUCUUUUUGCUUAGCAUCUCUCACCUGAACAUAUAGCAAGGAUGUUUUAUUUACUUUAAUACUUCUAUAAACUAUGCAGAAUUUUUUUAAUAAAAUGUAAUAUAUUUUAUAAGCUAAUAAGACAGAAUGGCUAAUUAAAGAUUUCUAGCGUGCAUUACUAUAACUUGCAAAUAUGGAGACAUUUUGGUAAUCUUUUCUUACUAAAGAUGUGAAUGUUUAAUGUACUUCACUGUUUCUACUUUGGUAGUCCAAUGGGAAUUCAGUAAUGACAUUUUGUCAUGUCAAACUGUGAACAUAAAUUUGUACUGUACAGUCCUCAUACUAUAUUUAGUAUACAGUGCAUAUGUAUUAUACUUGUUAAUAAACCCCUCAGAAUGUU
Corvus hawaiiensis (hawaiian crow) is the source of this 6889-nucleotide messenger RNA. RefSeq names its product Kruppel like factor 3 (gene KLF3). Lineage: Eukaryota; Metazoa; Chordata; Aves; Passeriformes; Corvidae. The coding region runs from base 2011 to 3057 and encodes 348 amino acids. The transcript is spliced from 5 exons. Gene Ontology annotation, biological process: regulation of transcription by RNA polymerase II. The record is from RefSeq and is a predicted model, not a curated record. Gene Ontology annotation, molecular function: DNA-binding transcription factor activity, RNA polymerase II-specific; RNA polymerase II cis-regulatory region sequence-specific DNA binding.